Molecule: messenger RNA, 2793 nt
Organism: Daucus carota subsp. sativus
Lineage: Eukaryota; Viridiplantae; Streptophyta; Magnoliopsida; Apiales; Apiaceae
Product: TOM1-like protein 4
Exons: 10
Coding region: 163-2529 (788 amino acids)
Biological process (GO): protein transport to vacuole involved in ubiquitin-dependent protein catabolic process via the multivesicular body sorting pathway
Molecular function (GO): phosphatidylinositol binding; ubiquitin binding
Source: RefSeq, a predicted model, not a curated record
UACCCACGUUAUUACAUUCAUACACGUCUUUUCAGUUCUCCCACUAGUCCACAAUUUCUGCCAUACCCAGUUAGUAACUUUCCUUAUUUUUAUCUCUAAACAUCCUUAUCACAUUGUAUCUGUUGUACUUUCCACAAUUCUGUAAAUCAGUUUUGGGGCAGGAUGUCUGCAGCAGUUUGUGCUGAGAGGGCAACCAGUGACAAACUGAGUGGUCCAGAUUGGGCAAUGAAUAUUGAGAUAUGUGAUAUUAUCAACACGGAUCCGGGUGUAAACAUCCUUACACUGGAUUGGACUUUCAGGCAAGCAAGAAAUGCUAUAAGGAUACUCAAGAAGCGGCUAGGGAGUAAAAAUCCAAAAAGACAGCUCCUUGCUCUUUUUGUACUAGAAACUCUCACAAAAAAUUGCGGAGAAGAUAUCUUUCAGCAUAUUGUUGAUGGAGAUAUAUUGCGUGAAAUGGUCAAAAUUGUGAAGAAGAAGCAAGAUUUGAAUGUGCGGGAGAAAAUAUUAGUUUUAAUUGAUACUUGGCAAGAAGCUCUUGGAGGAUCUGGAGGACCGUAUCCUCAGUACUAUGCCACUUACUAUGAACUACAGUCUGUUGGUGUAGAUUUUCCACCCCAUGAGGAGAACAGUGUAGCCUUGUUUACACCAUCACAGACCCAGCUGGUAGUGCAGCCACCAAGUACUGACUCUGCUUCGACAUAUGAGGAAGCUGCUGCUUUUCAGGCUUCCCUUCAAUCGGACCCCUCCGGACUCAACUUGGAAGAAAUUCAAAAUGCUAAUGGAGUAGCAAACGUGCUAAUGGAAAUGCUUAAUUUCUUGGAUCCUCAAUAUAAUGAGGGUGUUAAAGAAGAAGUGAUCAUUGACUUGGUUGAACAAUGUCGUGCUUACCAAAAGCGUGUUAUAGUUCUUGUAGACAAUGCGUCAGAUGAAGAGCUUUUGAUGAAGGGUUUGUCUCUAAAUGAUACAUUACAACGUGUUCUUUCACAUUAUGCUGACAUUUCCAAAGGAGUCUGUGUUCCAAAAGUUGCAGCAAUGCCGAGUCCAAGUGUCCCUCUAGUAAAUGUGAAUCAUGAGGAUGAGGAUGAGUUGGAAGAUGAUUUUUCUGAACUAGCUCGCAGGUCUAGAGAUAAUCAAGGACAAAAAGCUGCAAGACGUAAAACGGUGCGUGAGCGUGUUAUGCCAAUCCUUCCUUCAUCAUCAAGGAAAAAUACUUUGCAGGGUCAAAGACAAAGAGUGCAGAGUGAUCAAGGACCAAAAACUGGAAGUGAUAAGAUAGCAUCUGAGCGUGUAAUGCCAAACUCUCCUCCAUCAUCAAGGAGGAAUACUUUGCCGGGACAAGGACAGCGAGUGCAAAGUGAUCCAGGACAAACAAGUGAUAAGAUGGCACCUGAGCAUGUAAUUCCAAUCCUUCCUCCUCCAUCAUCAUCAAGGAGGAGUGCUUCGCAGGGACAAGGACAAAGAGCGGAAAGUGAUUAUUUACAAAAAACUGCAAGUGAUAAGAUGUCGCCUGAGCGUGUAAUGCCAAUUCCUCCUCCAUCAUCAAGGGGGAAUGCUCUGCAGGGACAAGGACCAAAAGCACAAAGUGCUCAUGGACAAACAACUGCAAGUGAUAAGAUGUCGCCUGAGCGUGUAAUGCCAAUUCCUCCUCCAUCAUCAAGGGGGAAUGCUUUGCGGGGACAAGGACCAAAAGCACAAAGUGCUCAUGGACAAACAACUACAAGUGAUAAGAUGUCACCUGAGCUUGUAAUGCCGAUACCUCCUCCUCCAUCAUCAAGGAGGAAUACUUUGCAGGGACAAGGACAAAGAGCACAAAGUGAUCAUGGACAACAAACUGCAAGUAAUAAAAUGUCACCUGAGCAUGUAAUGCCAAUCCCUCCUCCAUCAUUAAGGAGGAAUACUUUGCAGGGACAAGGACAAAGAGCGUCAAGUGAUCAAAUGGAACCUAUAGGUGGAAGCCCAAAUCCUCCGCCACCGCCAUCAAGGAAACCGAAGAUUCCACCAUAUGGGACGAUUGAAUAUUUAUUCGCUACAAUUGAUAAUUUAAGUAGUGAUUUAAACCUUCCCCCGCGAACUUCUAAAGCAUAUGGAUCUCCUUUACCUGAAUCUGUGAAUGGGAAAAGUACAAACUCUAGGAUACCCUCUAAUGAAGCAACAUCAGAUGAUUUUAUCAACCCCACUGCUUCCAUGUUCUCGGAGAAGCAGCCGGCAUAUGAUGAACCAGCUCCAACAACCAAAGAUAAUUACCCACUGCCUCCAGCUCCUUGGGACACUCCCGUGUUUAUUCCACCCCCGCCAUCCAAGCAUAGCCAGAGACGACAGUCCCUUAAGCAGCAACAUAUUGGCGAUUCUCGUUCAAGUAGUGGAUCUGGUUCCUCCUAUGACAGCUUAGUUGAGCAAGCAAAUAAUCUUUCCAUCAAUUCAACCACUCCAAAGAAGCAUGAGGGAUCCGAAGAUGCACUUUUCAAAGAUCUGGUUAAUUUUGCAAAAGCCAAGUCUUCAUCGUCUUCCAACCCUAACAGGUCACAUUGAAACUAGUUGGUACAUGUUGUGCAUGAUAGUACAGGUCACUCCUUAAGACUCCUUAAUCGUAAAACCAGCCAUCUUCCUUGUCCUUGUGAUAUUAGGAUAUCCAAUGAAGUUAUAAUAUUAGGAAUGCACAAUUGAAGUCAUCUUUUUUUUUGUUUGUUUGUUUACUUGGUAUUUCUCUCCCUUCGAAUUGGAGGAGCUCUCUUUGUUAAAUUUUACCUUGGUAAAGCAAGUGCAUAAUAUCCAUGGUACAAGUAUUCAUUGCCU